Messenger RNA from Entrophospora sp. SA101, 2622 nucleotides. The record is from the annotation of a GenBank genome assembly. NCBI's taxonomy places the organism in Eukaryota, Fungi, Glomeromycota, Glomeromycetes, Entrophosporales, Entrophosporaceae.
AUGUUUGGGAAGGAAGAAUAUAAUUUGACUCUCUUUAAUGUUGGAAAGGAACAUCCUUAUUCAGAAUACAUUAACAAACUUAAAAUUCCAGUACAACCCAACAAUGGUGAUAAAUCACCUUCUUUCCUUUUACACAACUUACCAGAAGCUAAUAAUGAAGGGAUAAUAAAUGGUGGUUAUGUUAAUAAAAAUUAUAUGAAUAUGUUAAAGGAAAAGGCUAUGAAAAAAUUGUGUAGAAGUGGGAAGACUCGUAGCUUGUUUGAAUUGCUAUGUCAAGUGUAUGGUAUCUAUUUUACAAUGCUUGCAGGUCAUGACAACCCUGGACCCAAAGACUUGAAUGUGGCUAUCCAUGAAAUGGGUCGUGAAUUUCAGAAAGAUGAUCCAAGGGCAAAUACUGAUAUGGCUCUUAAAGUAUAUUCAUUGUGCAUUGGCAGCUUACCAUUGUAUACAAUUUUACUUCGUUCAAUUGAAUGGCUUUAUAUGAAUAAUGUUAGUGUCAUCAUGUCUGGGACAGGAUUAAAAGUGGAAGCCAUUGAGAAGAGUUCAGUUAUAUUAAAAAAUGAAGAACAUUGCACAAUUGAUGAUGGAAUAGAAAGAUGGUUACACUUAACAAAACAAUAUAUUAUAACAUCUUUAGAAAAAAAAAUUGAAAAAUUAAAAGGAGUAACAGCAUUUGCACAACUAUCAGAACCACUAUGUGUUAUGGCAUUCAUUAAAUAUAUGGAAUCAAAAGAUAAAUCUUAUAAUCCAUUGUUAAAAGAAAUGUGUCAUAAUUUCCAAUUUCCAUCACACUGUGGUCGACUUUUUGAAAUAUUUUUAAUAAAACCACUUACACAAAUGUUCAAUGAAAGCAUUUUAUCAAAUAAUGGUAUUGUUAAAAAGGCCAUUGGCAUUGAUCAAUGUCCAGAAGUUUUUUCCUAUCCUAUAACAAUUGUUAGACCAGACUAUAAAAUAAUUCUUUGUGAACAAGGUGAUGAAGAUUUUGGUCUGGAUCAAUUUCUUGAAUCUCCAAACUCAACAUUCUUUGUUCCAGAAGAUACAGCUGGUCCAGAUUUGGUUUUUAUAGUUCAAUUUAAAGGUCCUGAUGAAAACUAUAUAGAUGUACCAGUUUUUGUUCAAGCAAAACUAUCAGUGAAUAUAAAACCAGCAAAAGCCAUUAGAACAACAGAUCCUAAUGCAUUUUAUGCAUAUCAAAAGAAAGAAAAUGAAUUAGGUUAUGAUGAACCAAAUUUCACAAAUGAGCCAUCUGUAAACCAAGAAAAGAGAAAGAAAAUUAUUGAAAUUAUUGAUAAAAAGUUUAAGAAAGCAAGAAAUAAUGGUAUCUUUUGGAUUCGAAUAUUGGUUGCAUAUCCAGCAAAAAUUCAACAAAAAAGCUACUGGAGAAGUAUUGAUAAUAGGCAUACAGGCAUGCAUAUUUCAGAAUUAAUGAUUAUAAUUGAUAAUGAUGAAGCAAAGCAUUUUUUCAAGCAAGAAGAAUUGAAUAUCUUGGAUGCUUUAAAGAAAUCUAAAUCAUUUGCAAAAUUGCUUAAUAUUCCUGAUGAUGCAUUGACAUUUUCUUCUGGGUGGCUUCAAAGCUUUAAAAACAGAAACAAUUUGAAAAGAUAUCAAUUGCAUGGAGAAAGUGGAUCAGCUGAUACCAAUGCAAUUGAAAAUGCACUUCCUGAUUUAAAAGCAAUUAUUAGCUCCUUUAGACCUGAAUGUGUAUAUAAUAUGGAUGAAACAGGACUACUUGAACCUGACACAACUCUAGCAACAAAACAACUUGAGGGGAAAAAAAAGGACAAGGAACAUUUGACUGUUGUGCUCUGUUGUAAUGCUGAUGGAACUGAUAAACUUCCAUCUCUCAUUAUUGGAAAAUGUUUAAAACCUCAGUGUAUGAAAAAUGUUAAUAUGAAUAAUCUUGGAAUUACCUAUAGAGCAAAUACUAAAUCAUGGAUGACAGCAGUUUUAUUUCAAGAAUGGUUAAGACUAUUUGAUCAAAGAAUGAGUGGUAGAAAGGUGUUAUUAUUACUUGACAAUGCACCUUGUCAUAUAAUUGAAGGGGUAGAAUUGAAAAAUACACAGAUUAAAUUCUUACCACCAAAAUCCACAUCAAAGAUUCAACCUUGUGAUGCAUCUUUCAAGAAACAUUACCAUCGUCAAUUUGUACAUCACCUUCUUGAAAAGUUUGAGGAUAAUGAACAGGUUGCCAAACUUAAUGUUUUAGAAGCUAUACUAUUCAUUAAAACAGCUUGGAGAGAUAAUGUUACAAUAAAUACCAUUGCCAAUUGUUGGAAGCAUACUGGUAUUAUUAAAUUUGAUAAUAAUGAAGAGACAGAGCAAGAAGGAGAUGAAAUAAUUCCUGAUAUAGAAAAGAAUAUUACAGCCUUAAGAACCCCUAUGAGAACAGAAGAUUUUUUGAAUCCUGUUGAAGAAAAUGGAAUAGAAGAACCUGUAGAAGAGGAGACAAUUAUUCAAUUAAUUCAAGAAGAAGGUAAUGAAAAUCAGAAUGAGGAAGAUGAUGAAGGAAAUGAGUUACCUGUUAUUUCUGCUAAGGAAGGAUUAGAAGUUUUAGAAAAAGUCAUGACAUUCUUGUUGCAGCAGUCUAGAGAUUGUUCAGAUGAAAUUAAAAAGUUGGCUAGU